CGAAACGUGCAUAACCACUGAUUAAGACACUAUUGGUGUGCAUAUAAAAACGAGGACAUAGACAGAUAAGUAGUGACUCCCGUCUAAGAAGAGCCCGCAUAAAAACGACAACGCCAUGAAGGUUUUCAUUCUUUUGGUUACUUGUGUGGCGUACGCCAGCGCAGGGAUUUGUGAAACCGUCUGCAGUCCUUUGUGCAAAACUGGCGCCACGGCAGCCGGCGCUGCGAUCAGUGGAGGCACCGCGGCUGCCGUAGGCGGAGCCGUCGGCACCGCAGUGUGUGGCGUGAGCUGUGACAAGGUCUGCGACCUGGGCGGUAAAGUGGUGGACUGGAUCGGAGGUCUCUUCGGCAAACGUGAUGCACCACAUACAUGGGUGGUCGUUGCUCACUGGGAGGGCGAAUUCCCAAGACAUUUCAACGAGUAUGACACCAACAGAGAUGGCCGCAUCUGUCACAGAGAAUUUGUCAAUGCCAUCAAUGCUGAAGUGAGAGACCUUGCAGCAUUGAAAGCUUUCAAGCUGGCCGACACAAACGGUGAUGACUACAUCGACAGAGAUGAACUCAAGGCUGCUCCCUUCAAGUUUGCAAAGAACUGAAGAAGAGCUAUUUGAGGAACAUUUAAGAAAAAAUUGCUUUUUCCCCUAAUAGACUUAUCAAUGUUGUUAGUUGAAUGAAAUCAAUAAAAUUUGAAUCAAAAAUA
Molecule: messenger RNA, 699 nt
Organism: Lingula anatina
Lineage: Eukaryota; Metazoa; Brachiopoda; Lingulata; Lingulida; Lingulidae
Product: EF-hand calcium-binding domain-containing protein 1
Molecular function (GO): calcium ion binding
Source: RefSeq, a predicted model, not a curated record